AUGCAUGUUCUCGUUCUCCCCAAUGAAGAAAUCAAUGGGACGAAUCCCAAAGCCUCUCUCCUCGACGAACCGAGCGAGGCCCUCGACUAUAGAGACCCCAAUCUAAAGUCGUCAAGAACCGCGAUUGCACUCCACUAUGCAAAGAACGAAGAUCCUCAGCUCCCAAGAAGAACAAGGUCGGCAGACAUCCAGAUAAACACAGGAGUCGGCCAAGAAAUUCACCACGCCGUAAGGGCCCUCAAUCCGACUCCUCCCCGUUGCGCUUCCUUAACCGAAACGACAAAGACGACCCCCGUGGUCUGUUAUCCCAAGCGAUCAUGGAGAUCCCAAUUCCCACCGGGAUGA
This is a messenger RNA of Vicia faba (fava bean), 345 nucleotides long. Lineage: Eukaryota; Viridiplantae; Streptophyta; Magnoliopsida; Fabales; Fabaceae. The record is from the annotation of a GenBank genome assembly.